Molecule: messenger RNA, 845 nt
Organism: Exserohilum turcica Et28A
Lineage: Eukaryota; Fungi; Ascomycota; Dothideomycetes; Pleosporales; Pleosporaceae
Exons: 1
Coding region: 21-665 (214 amino acids)
Source: RefSeq, a predicted model, not a curated record
CCUAUAUCAAAACCAUCAACAUGCUCCAGUCAACGAAAACACACUCAUACCUCGAACGCAUCCACACGGUGACAAAGCCGGAUGAGUCCAUUGCCAUCUGGGACGAAUGGGCCACAACAUAUGACACGGACGUCCACCACUCUGGGGUGGACUAUGUCGGCCCUCAAAUGACUGCUCAAACUGUCAAGGAUCUCCUGGGAGACAUUAAUGGCGCCAUUCUAGACGCCGGCUGUGGCACCGGCUUGGUCGGUAUCGCACUCGCGAAAAUCGGUGCAAAGACCAUCGACGGUAUCGACCUCUCUCGCGGUAUGCUAGAUGUCGCAGCAAAAACCGGCGUCUACAGAGACCUAUCCAUUGCAGAUAUGACGAAGCGCAUCGAAAAACCAGACGAGUCAUACGAUAUCGUCACUUGCUGCGGGACUUUCUCGUCGGGACAUGUGGGGCCUGUUCCGGGCCUGGGACAAUUGGCUCGCAUUGCGAAAAAGGGUGGCAUUAUUGUCUGCACCGUGGUGGACGAGGUCUGGGUCUCUGGUGGAUACAAGGCCGAGGUCGAUAGACUGGCUUCUGAGGGGGUUUUGCAAGUCCUGAGCGCCGACAACGUCGACUAUUGGCGAGGUACUGACAGGACCCGGAAAUCUAUCAUGGUCGUCAUGAAGCGGACCUGAGUGCAACAGAGAGGGUCUUGUGUGCUUUCGUACAGUUGGUAGUACGAAGGACCUAGUCAUGCUGAUAUAUGGUCUUGGCUGUUGUUUACUUUGGAUAUCAUGUAAACGUGAACUGAACGCGCUAUUCGCCGCUAUAUAUAGUGCUGUAUAUUUCCUUUGAAAAAAUUAAAUGUAUCCAGC